Knipowitschia caucasica is the source of this 1443-nucleotide messenger RNA. NCBI's taxonomy places the organism in Eukaryota, Metazoa, Chordata, Actinopteri, Gobiiformes, Gobiidae. The record is from the annotation of a GenBank genome assembly.
AUGAACAACAUUGUGGCCAACCUUCUGCUGCACGUCACCAGCUCUGCGCGCUUCCCCGGCUCUCUCAACAUGGAUCUGAAUGAGAUUCCAAUGAACUUGGUUCCAUUUCCUGGACUGCACUACCUGGUCCCCAGUCUCACUCCGCUCUACAGCCUGGCAGACGUGGGCCUGCCCCCCCGGAGGUUGGACCAGAUGUUCAGUGAUGCCUUCAGUAAAGAGCAGCAGCUGAUCGAGGCCGAGCCGAGGACCGGUCUGUACUUGGCCUGUGCUCUGCUGCUGCGCGGAGACGUGGGCGUGUCCGACCUCAGACGGAACAUCCAGAGACUCCGGCCCACGCUGCCGUUCGUGCGGUGGAACCAGGAGGGCUGGAAGGCGGCGCUGUGCUCGGUGCCCCCGGUGGGACACGCCCACUCUCUGCUCGCUCUGACCAACAACACCUGCCUCCAGGACACGUUCGGACGCCUCAGGGACCGCUUCAGUAAACUGUACCGGAGAAAGGCUCAUCUUCAUCACUACCUGAACGUGGAGGGACUGGAGCAGAGCACCUUCUCAGAGGCGCUGUCCUCUCUGAACUCUCUGAUUGAAGAGUACCGACAGCUGCACAUGACCAAAGACAAAGUGGCCUCUGCUCCUCGGCUCAAGAACCUGACAGAGAACCUGACAGAGAACCAGACAGAGAACCUGACAGAGAACCUGACCGAGAACCUGACCGAGAACCUGACCGAGAACCUGACCGAGAACCUGACCGAGAACCUGACCGAGAACCUGACCGAGAACCUGACCGAGAACCUGACCGAGAACCUGACCGAGAACCUGACCGAGAACCUGACAGAGAACCUGACAGAGAACCUGACAGAGAACCUGACCGAGAACCUGACCGAGAACCUGACCGAGAACCUGACAGAGAACCUGACAGAGAACCUGACAGAGAACUUGACAGAGAACUUGACAGAGAACCUGACAGAGAACCUGACAGAGAACCUGACAGAGAACCUGACCGAGAACCUGACCGAGAACCUGACCGAGAACUUGACAGAGAACCUGACCGAGAACCUGACCGAGAACCUGACAGAGAACCUGACAGAGAACCUGACCGAGAACCUGACCGAGAACCUGACCGAGAACUUGACAGAGAACCUGACCGAGAACCUGACCGAGAACCUGACCGAGAACCUGACCGAGAACCUGACCGAGAACCUGACAGAGAACCUGACAGAGAACCUGACAGAGAACCUGACCGAGAACCUGACCGAGAACCUGACCGAGAACCUGACAGAGAACCUGACAGAGAACCUGACAGAGAACCUGACCGAGAACCUGACAGAGAACCUGACAGAGAACCUGACAGAGAACCUGACCGAGAACCUGACAGAGAACCUGACAGAGAACCUAUAUCUUUCCCAAAGUUUCCUCUCCGUGACGGCUUCAGUUUCCUCUCCGUGA